Messenger RNA from Laccaria bicolor S238N-H82, 1098 nucleotides. RefSeq lists its product as uncharacterized. The record is from RefSeq and is a predicted model, not a curated record. NCBI's taxonomy places the organism in Eukaryota, Fungi, Basidiomycota, Agaricomycetes, Agaricales, Hydnangiaceae. Gene Ontology annotation, cellular component: FAR/SIP/STRIPAK complex. The coding region runs from base 1 to 1098 and encodes 365 amino acids. Gene Ontology annotation, biological process: peptidyl-serine dephosphorylation. The transcript is spliced from 7 exons. Gene Ontology annotation, molecular function: protein serine/threonine phosphatase activity.
AUGGCACCUUUUGACCUUGACGCGUGUAUCCAGCAAUUACUCCGCAAACAACUUCUACAUGAAGCACUUUUACGCGAAAUUUGCGAGAAGACGAAGGAGGUCCUCAUGAGGGAGUCCAAUGUUGUCCAUGUUAGCGCACCAGUGACGGUUGUUGGUGAUAUACACGGUCAGUUCUACGAUCUUAUAGAAAUAUUUCGCAUAGGAGGAUACGCACCGAAUACAAACUACCUCUUUCUUGGCGAUUACGUGGACAGAGGGCUCUUUAGCGUCGAAACCAUCUCUCUCUUGACGUGUUUGAAACUACGGUACCCGGACAGAGUACAACUCAUAAGAGGGAACCACGAGUCUAGAGCUGUUACCCAAACAUAUGGAUUCUACACAGAAUGUGUUAGGAAAUACGGCUCCUCCCACGUCUGGACAUAUUUCACAGAUAUGUUCGACUUUCUAACUCUUUCAGUGGUCAUCGAUGACCGAAUAUUUUGCGUGCAUGGAGGACUGUCACCUUCAAUACACUCCAUUGAUCAAAUCAAGGUAGUUGAUCGAUUCCGAGAAAUCCCGCACGAAGGACCAAUGGCAGACCUCGUUUGGUCAGAUCCUGACCCCGAGAAGGAGGAUUUUGCAAUUUCACCUCGUGGAGCAGGGUAUACUUUUGGUUCUGGGGUGGUGCACAAAUUCCUUGAUCAAAACAGGAUGUCACAUAUCCUUCGUGCUCACCAGCUCUGCAUGGAAGGAUAUGCAUCCUUGUUCGACAAGCAUCUGUCAACCGUCUGGUCGGCUCCGAAUUACUGCUAUCGAUGCGGAAACUCUGCUAGCAUUCUUGAAGUCGGACCGGGAGGAUCAAUGUACUUUAAUGUAUUCGAUGCAGCUCCGGAAAAUGAGAGGGAUGGACCAAGCCAACAAGCCGCUCAAAACGCAAGCGGAAGGGUGCGUCUUCUCAUACCCGAUCAUUGCUCCGAUAGAUUUGAAUGGAGUUUCAUUAAUGGCAGCUACCAGAAUACUUCUUGUAGACUUCCAAUUCCUGGCCGUGAAUGUAUGGGUUUAACAGAUGCGUCUCCAGUAAUUGUACUUGCUAUUGUUAUUCGCUGUGUAAGCCUCUGA